Messenger RNA from Funneliformis caledonium, 189 nucleotides. Lineage: Eukaryota; Fungi; Glomeromycota; Glomeromycetes; Glomerales; Glomeraceae. The record is from the annotation of a GenBank genome assembly.
AUGUCUUCUAAUAAGCAAGAGUUACAAGAAGUAUUAGAAAGUUGUAUUAUUGAGAAAAUAAUACGUGAAUUAAAUGAAGACGAUUCCACAGAUUCAGAUGCAGAUGAUGAUGACGAAAUUUUUAUUCUUGACUUACUAGCUUUAAAUGAGAAUAAUAAGCAAUUAUCAAUAAAUAUAAAGAAAAUUUAA